Messenger RNA from Hippocampus comes (tiger tail seahorse), 3230 nucleotides. RefSeq names its product ligase III, DNA, ATP-dependent (gene lig3). Gene Ontology annotation, biological process: DNA biosynthetic process; double-strand break repair; DNA recombination. Bases 228 to 3209 code for a protein of 993 amino acids. NCBI's taxonomy places the organism in Eukaryota, Metazoa, Chordata, Actinopteri, Syngnathiformes, Syngnathidae. Gene Ontology annotation, molecular function: ATP binding; DNA ligase (ATP) activity; zinc ion binding. The record is from RefSeq and is a predicted model, not a curated record. Gene Ontology annotation, cellular component: DNA ligase III-XRCC1 complex; nucleus. The transcript has 21 exons.
CAAGGAUACACAUCUAUGAUUUGAACAAAACGCACCUAUGCAAUGUUAUCAUCCAUACAACGCCCCGAGUGGUAACUUUUAGUCUCUAAUCGGAAGUGGCCAAACCAUUAACGAAAUAUCGUUAACUUGACCACGCAGGGAGGCUACAACAAUGCCACGGAGACUCCAUUUAAACCCUACUGUUGCACUCUGUCAAAAGUCUACAAGGUUGUAAGUGGCAAGUUUUGAUGCAGAGGUGCUUCAUUUUGCUAGCCAAGAAGACCCUCUGCCUUCGCCCCCUCGCACCCCUCGCCCCUCGGCUCCGGGUGGCCUUUUGGCGGCUCCUCGCCCCGCACCCCGAGUCCCGUCACCGCAGCCUUCUCGAGCGUCACGGAGGCCUCCGGCUCUCCUUGCCCGCGCCCGACGCCAUGGCGGAGCAGCGUUUCCUGGUGGAGUACGCCAAGCGCGGAACAGCCGGCUGCAAGAAGUGCAAGGACAAAAUCGCCAAGGGCAUGGCGCGCAUCGGCAAGGUGGUGCCCAACCCCUUCAGCGAGUCGGCCGGCGAAAUGAAGGAGUGGUACCACAUCAAGUGCAUGUUUGAAAAGCUGGAACGCGCCCGUGCCACGACCAAGAAGAUCGAGGACAUCACCGACCUGGAGGGCUGGGAGGAGCUGCAGGACGAGGACAAAGAGCUCAUCAACCGACACGUCUCUGAGUUGAUGUCCAAAGUAAAGUCGAGUCCGCAGAAGAAGACCCCGGCCAAGUCGGCCGCUUCGGCCAAACUGACGUCACCUGCUGCCGACGCCGCAGCCUCGCUCAACGCGCCGCGCAAGUUCUCAGGGUUCACCGCGGCCAAGGCGGGCGCCUCCCCGUACACGUCCUCACCCCUGUCGUCGCCGUCGCCCGCCAAGCAGGGCAGCGCUCUAGCCGCGCAGCUGUGCGACCCGCACCACAAGGACUGCCUGUUCCGCGAGUUCCGCAAGCUGUGCGCCACGGUGGCCGAGAACAACAGCUACAACAGCAAGACGCAGAUCAUUGAGAAGUUCCUGCGCAAGGGCACCGGCGGAGAUAAAUUCCACGGUGACUUGUACCUGACGGUGAAGCUGCUGCUGCCCGGCGUGGUGAAGAGCGUGUACAACCUCAACGACAAGCAGAUCGUCAAACUCUUCAGCCGCGUGUUCCGCUGCAGCCAGGAUGACAUGGUGCGAGAUCUGGAGAAGGGCGACGUGUCGGAGACGGUUCGCAUGUUCUUCGAGGACAGCAAAGCUUUCCCGCCGUCGGCCAAGAGCCUGUUGACCAUCCAGGAGGUGGACGCCUCGCUCACCCGCCUGGCACAGCUCACCAAGGAGGACGAGCAGCAGGCGGAGCUGGAGGACGUCGCCAAAAAGUGCACCGGCAACGACCUGAAAGGCAUCAUCCGCCUCAUCAAGCACGACCUGAAGAUGAACGCCGGAGCCAAGCACGUACUGGACGCGGUGGACCCCAACGCCUACGACGCCUUCAAGGCCUCCCGCAACUUGGCCGACGUGAUCGAGCGCGUGCUGAGGAACCAGCAGGAGGCCUCGGACGGCUCGGGGCCCCGCAAGCUGUUGACCGUGGAGGCCUCGCUCAUGACGCCCGUUCAGCCCAUGCUGGCGGAGGCGUGCAAAUCCAUCGAGUACGCCAUGAAGAAGUGCCCCAACGGCAUGUACUCGGAGAUCAAGUACGACGGUGAACGCGUGCAGGUGCACAAGAGCGGCGACAGCUUCAGCUACUUCAGUCGCAGCCUCAAACCCGUCUUGCCGCACAAAGUGGCACACUUCAAGGACUACAUCCCGCGGGCGUUCCCCGGCGGCCACAGUAUGAUUUUGGACGCCGAGGUGCUGCUCAUCGACACCAACACCAGCAAGCCGCUCCCCUUCGGCACGCUGGGCGUGCACAAGAAAGCUGCUUUUCAAGACGCCAACGUCUGCCUCUUUGUUUUUGACUGCAUAUACUUCAAUGGCAACAGUCUCAUGGAAAGGCCGCUGAGCGAGCGCAGGAAGUUCCUGCAUGACAACAUGGUGGAGGUGCCCAACCGGAUCCUCUUUUCGGAAAUGAAGCACGUCACGCGUGCGAGAGACCUGGCCGACAUGAUCACUCGAGUCAUCAGAGAAGGCUUGGAAGGCCUGGUCCUCAAAGACGUGAAGGGCUCGUACGAGCCAGGCAAGCGUCACUGGCUGAAGGUGAAGAAGGACUACCUGAACGAGGGCGCCAUGGCCGACACGGCCGACCUGGUGGUGCUGGGCGCUUUCUACGGGAAAGGCUCCAACGGCGGCAUCAUGUCCAGCUUCCUGAUGGGCUGCUAUGACCCGGACUCCAAGAAGUGGUGCACUGUCACCAAGUGCUCGGGCGGCUACGAUGACGCCAUGUUGGCUCGUCUCCAGAAAGAGCUGGACGUCGUCAAAAUCAGCAAGGACCCCAGCAAGAUCCCCGGCUGGCUGAAAAUCGUCAAGAACUACUACCCGGAUUUCCUCAUCCGCAGUCCCGAGCAAGCGCCCGUGUGGGAGAUCACGGGCGCCGAGUUUUCCAAGUCGGAGAUGCACACGGCCGACGGCAUCUCCAUCCGCUUCCCCCGCAUGACGCGCGUCCGCGACGACAAGGACUGGAAGAGCGCCACCAACCUGCCGCAGCUCAAAGAGCUGUAUCGCAUCUCCAAGGAGAACUGCGAUUUCCAAGUGACGGCGGGACCUUCUGGCCAAGACAAGGCCGAGUCUGCGGGAGACAGCGGCGGCAGUUCGCCGGCGUCCGAGAGCACCCUGCCCAAGAAAGCGAGUAACAGCACCCCGGCCAAACGCAAGGCGGUGAAAUCCGAGCCGAGCUCUCCCGCCAUCAAAGCUCCCGCCCCCAAAAAGGUGAGGAAGAGUGCGGAAAGUGUGCAGAGCAACGGACACGCGGGAACGGCGAAGGUGACGGCAACGCCGCCUCCUACCCCGCGGAUGCUCGAGUCCAACGACGACAAGACCCUUCUGGACAUCUUCAGCGGCAUCAAGCUCUUCCUGCCUUCCGGCGUGGAUGAUUUUGCCAAGCUGCGGCGUUACUUUGUGGCUUACGACGGCGACCUGGUGGCGGACUACGACGCCGCCUCAGCCACCCACACUCUGGCCGACAAUCAGGAGGGCGAUGGAGAGGGCGCCAGCCGGGCCCGGCGGGUGACGCCCGGCUGGAUCUGGGAGUGCAUCCGCAAGAGGCGUGUGGUCGCUCCCUGCUAGCGGAAGAAAAAAGAAGAAGAA